AUGCUAGUAUACCUCACCACGUUUGCAAGUUUGAGCACAGCCGGUGUCGCAGCUGUCCUGAACUGGCACCAAUCCACGACACCCACCUGCCGCUUUGCUUUGAAAUACUCGCAGGAAGAUAUCUUGUGGGAUCCCUCGGGGUUUGUCAGCGACUACUUUCCCUCCAGAUUAUGUUGUAUGCGCACGCAAUCGCUGGCUCCAAAGGCGCGGUUCCUAUCUCCUGCCAACCCAGGUGCUGCACCUGAUGUCGCACUGUCCAUCCUCAAGGCCAAACUGAACACCUGCUUGCGCUUCAACAACACUUAUCCGGGAUUCGGUGGCUUUCUACCGUGGUUUACGGCAGACAUCAGGGACCCGGCACCUACCAGCGAUUGGGUCAAUCGGGCUCCCGCUCUGGAUAAUGGGGAACUUGUUUGGGCCGUCUAUGCGGCGAUCCAGGCCCUAGAUAAUAACGGAACACCGGAAUAUCGAGCCCUAGCCCGCCAGUGGCAAGUGUGGAUGGACUACGUCAAGUCCACAGCUUCAAAGGUUUUCUAUGCGCGCAAAGGCCAAGUCUGUGCGGUGACUACAUUGACUAAUCAAUCCUGGCCGGUGGAUCAUCUUGAUCAAAAGUACGCUUGCGAAUCAGAUGACCGUCUUGAUGAUCCGUAUGAGGGUGAGCUUUUUACCUGGUGGCUUCAGUUAUUUGGAACGCUUCGCGAAGACCACAAACAGCGUCUGUGGGACGCCAAAAGGGCCAAGCUGGUGAGCUUUUGGUUCUCGAGCCAUGAACAAUGGAAAAUCCUUCAGAUGCCCUACUAUGAUGUCGACAUUAUUCGUCGCGUGUCUGACAACGCCGAACGGGUGCGGACCUGUAACUCAGUGGUGACAAACAAUCCAGGGAUGUUCGCCUCGGUAAAUAAUUCCACCAAUGUUACCAGUGGGGAGAUUAUGGGUUAUAUUUCAGACGCUGGAAUUCCAUCCAUCUCAAGUCAACCGGUUCGAAAUCUGGAUGUAAUCACACCCUAUAGCGUGUUUCCCGCCUUACUGUCUAAUCAAACAGUAGGAUUAGCCUGGCUGAGAAACAUGCUCGUAGGACAGAAAAUGCAAAACCCCUACGGCAGCACUGAGUCGACGCGCAUUGAUGGCACUUUGGUGUCUGCAUUAGUAACCUGGGACUCGAAAGUAACCACCAUGGUUGCGCUCCUUGGAGGAGUUGGUGAUCUUGUCCGACAAAAGAUGCAGGCAGAUGGUAUCGACCAAGACUUUCUUUUAAUUGCUGAUCGGGAGUACUCUGCAAUUUUCACGGAUCUGAAAGGGGAAACUGUGGAGUAUUGUCUCCCGCAGGCAAGGGUGCCGCAAGUUGGGCUUGUUGAUUUUGCAGGUUGCACUUAA
Molecule: messenger RNA, 1374 nt
Organism: Aspergillus tanneri
Lineage: Eukaryota; Fungi; Ascomycota; Eurotiomycetes; Eurotiales; Aspergillaceae
Product: endo-beta-1,2-glucanase
Exons: 7
Coding region: 1-1374 (457 amino acids)
Source: RefSeq, a predicted model, not a curated record